Dermacentor andersoni is the source of this 1213-nucleotide messenger RNA. RefSeq lists its product as uncharacterized. NCBI's taxonomy places the organism in Eukaryota, Metazoa, Arthropoda, Arachnida, Ixodida, Ixodidae. The record is from RefSeq and is a predicted model, not a curated record.
UUGUACAGUUGUAUGGCGGCCGUCUCCACUGGCUGAACUGCUGUCGUGUGAUCAACGAACGCAACGUGGUCUUCAAGCUGAAUCAAGUAGCUUGUGGCAGGGCGUACCCUCUCCCGUGGCUACUUUGUAACUGUAGGAAAAAUUAGCAUUUCAUUUCGUUUCAACACGGCGCAAUACGACAGUAUGUCUAUAGUCGGCUGUAAUAUGGCGGAAUGUGGCAGUAUGUAGAAUAGCGUACCGGUCGUUCUAGCUGAUUGGCUGGCUAGUUGGUUGGUUGGUUGGUUUGGUAGGCUGCAUGGCUUGGCUGGUUGGUUUGGCUUGUCGGCCAAUCGGCAGCGUUCAGACAGCUGAGCGCUUUGUGUAUGCUUCACAUUUUGUGCGUCCGCGUUUUUUUUUUCUUUUUUCAAGUGCGCUGCUUAAAAUGUAAAACUAAAUAACCGACUAGUUCAUCAGCAGCUGUGCAAGUUGUCUGCGUUCAAAUUGGCAGGGAGCUCGGACGAGUUCGGCGCCGCUGCAAAGAUGAGGGUCGACGACGUCUCGACCACGGACACCGUGCUGGCAUUCCGCAGGGCGCUGGACGCCGAACGUCCGACGGACAGGACGGAACCGAUGCCGCUGCUGACCGACAGGGCGAAGAGGUACGGCGUCACCACUAUAAAAGCGGCGAGGAGGAAAAACGCCAUCAAGAACACGACCAAGACUGUCACCAAGAAGAUGACAAAGGAAACAACUGAGACGCGUGCCAAGGGGAAGACGAAGAAGCUAGCGACGACGCCAGCCAAGGGAGUGAGACAGAAGACCUCGAACACGAUGGCAAAACGCAGAAGCAUAGAUAAGCGUGGCGGGCGCAGGACCACUGCAAUCGGUGCUCGAAAGAAGGGAUCGUUGAAGCCGGAGCAUCGGUCGGUGUCUAGCAAAGUCCCGCGGAUCGUCGUCACAAAGCACCCGAAAACGAAGACUGUAAAACCCACUCGGAAGAAACUGCGGCGCAAGAUGAAUGCUCCUGACGCCGAGAAAACAUCGACGACGGCCGGCGGUGUCGGAGCGCACGAAACGCGCGCGACAGCCGAAGACGAUGCCGACUACGAGGCUCUGGUGACCGAGCACCAAUCGGGAAUCGGCACACCCCACCGAACGGUAUAGCAGCCUCGCUGCUAUCACGUGACGUGGGUAACGCAGAAGAUAACAUUCGACCUUAGUAAAGACGACAUCA